Messenger RNA from Sceloporus undulatus (fence lizard), 3930 nucleotides. RefSeq names its product methylphosphate capping enzyme (gene MEPCE). Gene Ontology annotation, biological process: snRNA modification. Gene Ontology annotation, molecular function: snRNA binding; O-methyltransferase activity; RNA methyltransferase activity. The record is from RefSeq and is a predicted model, not a curated record. Lineage: Eukaryota; Metazoa; Chordata; Lepidosauria; Squamata; Phrynosomatidae.
CCCGGGACGCAGGGGGGAGUUUGCCAUCGCGGGGAAGCGGGAGACGCGAAGCGUUCUUCCUUGGACAGGUCGCUGGCUCAGGUGCGCAUGCGCCAACCAAUGAGCGAGGAGGAGGAGCCGCCAACAGAAUAGGAGGGACUGCGUCGAGCGGAUGGCUCUGACUUGAGUCAGGGAGGGAGAGGGAGUGAAUGCGCGUGCGCGGAAGCGGGAGCUCACUGAGGCUGCGCGGUAGAAAGGGGCGCUACUGCGCAGGCGCGGGAGGCACAGUAUAAGUCGAAGCAGCGGCAGUAGAAGCUGCAGCUGAGGAGUCAGCAGCGUGAGAGGCUUGUCCUGAGGGAUGAUCGAGAUGGCAACCGACAAGGAGACCUUCCGAGUCCCAGCCCCACCACCUCCGCUCCCGAAGCCCCCAAACAAAGGGCGUGGUGGGGCAGGGGAGGUCCCUCUUGGGGGUCAGGGGUCUGAGAGGGGCGAUGGAGGAGGUGGAGGCAGCCAAGGCCCAGGAGAGGCGGCCCAGGCUGGGGGGCAAGAAGAGCAGGGGCUGGGGGCUGCCACCCCCAUCAAUGCGCCCUCAAACCGGGACCCCUACCCUCCCCGCCGAGGGGGACCCCUGCCCAAGGAGUCGGCUGAGGAGGGGGACGGUGUUCCCGAGCUCCAGAGGCCCCGCAAUGGCUUCCAGGCCCCCCACCAGAGACCCCCAGGAGGAGGAGGAGGCAAGAGGCGGAACAGCUGCAACACCAGUGGUGGUGGGUUCAAGCACCUGGCCUUCAAGCGCCGCCGCCGGAUCAACUCAGAGUGCGACCCGGUCCUCCCCUCGGAGUUCCUCCUGGGAGGCAACAUCUUUGACCCCCUGAACCUCAACAGCCUCCUGGAUGAGGAGGUCAACCAGGCCCUCAACGCCGAGACCCCCAAGUCAUCGCCGCUGCCGGCCAAGGGAAGGGACCCUGUGGAGAUUCUUAUCCCCAAAGACAUCACUGACCCCUUGAGCCUCAACAACGCUCAGGAGGACCCCCCCAUCCUGGCCUCCCCCAUCAAGAGCGGACGGAAGAGGCACCGGCACCGUGGGGCACAGAGGGGGGCCAGCGUCGACGGCGGCGGAGGGGCCAAGCCCACUGUUGCCACUUCUGCCUCUUCCACCGCUGCUGCCGCCGCCCCCUCAUGUAAGUCGUGCCAGAAGCCCUGCAACGGGGCCACCCCACAGCCGUACGAACUCAACACAGCCAUCAACUGCCGGGACGAAGUGGUCUCCCCGCUGCUGCCUGCUGGCCAAAAGGAGCUUCAGCCGAGCCACCCCCAGGCCUCGGGGGGCUGCGCAACUCCCUCAUGCGCCUCCGUGGCCUCUUCCACCGCCAGCACAGGGAGCCGGCAUCAUCGCAAGCGGCGCAGGACUUGUAGCAAAUCAGAAGGGGCAGGCGCCCGGCACCCAGGGGCCACCUCCACUGUGAGCGACCAGCCUUGCAGGAGCAGCCCAGAGAGGGGGCGCAGCGUGCCCCGGUGCCGCCACUCCCAGGCCACUUCCUCCUCGCACCAGCAGCCCCGCAGGCAGCCCCAGCACAAGUUCCAGUAUGGCAACUACUGCAAGUACUACGGCUACCGCAACCCCGACUGUGAGGACAUCCGGCUGCGGGUGAUGAAGCCGGAGUGGUUCCAGGGCAAAGAAGUGCUGGACGUGGGGUGCAACGUGGGGCACCUCACCUUAAGCGUGGCCAAGAAGUGGGGGCCCUCCAGGAUGGUCGGGAUGGACAUUGACGGGACCCUCAUCCACUCGGCCCGCCAGAACAUCCGGCACUACCUCUCUGAGGAGAUGCACCUGCAGAAGCAGAAGAGCAAGGACGAGGGGGCUGCCUCCGCCGCCAGGAAGACCUUUCCGGCUUCUCUCAUGGCCAGCCGGGGUCCAAUCGCUGCUCCAAGGGUGCCCCAGGAGGGAGCGGAUGCCACAGUCUUUCCCAACAACGUCAUUUUUGUCCAGGGCAACUAUGUGCUGGAGCGUGAUGAGUUGCUGGAGGCUCAGAAGUCCGAGUACGAUGUGAUUCUCUGCCUCAGCCUGACCAAGUGGGUGCACCUCAACUGGGGCGACGAGGGCCUGAAGCGCCUCUUCAAGCGCAUCUACCGCCACCUGCGCCCUGGGGGCAUCCUCAUCCUUGAGCCCCAGGCCUGGUCCUCCUACAAGAAGAGGAAGAAUCUGACGGAAACGAUAUCCAGGCAUUUCAACCGGAUCAAGCUGAAGCCAGACCAGUUCCCCUCUUACCUGACUUCACCUGAAGUUGGUUUCUCCAGCUAUGAACUGGUAGCCAUGCCUAGGAACACAGCAAAAGGAUUCCAGCGGCCCAUCUAUCUCUUCCACAAGACUCACCCGGGAGGCCACUGAGGAACUCUAUGCCAGCAGUUCUUUCCUUGACCUGCCAGAAUUUGCCGGGAAACAAUAGGCAGGUGUGCCCCCCCCUUCCCCACAGCUGAUUUCUGGACACUUCGGGGGGGAAGGACAGGAACCUUUCCCUCCAUUUGUGAGUGAAGGGGGGCAAAAGAGCAGCCUAGCAUGGCUCUUUUGUGAGGGCACCUUCGGUUGGCCACAGCCUAAAGGUAUCCAAGACUCUGCAGCUGAUGGUGGCAAAGAGCAGCACAUCUGGGAAAGGCCUCGAGCAGAAGCUUAACUCCUGGUGUGGGAAUUGGGGGGCACUGUAAAAUGGAAAUGAUGUGUGUGUGGGGGGGAUUACUCAAAUGGCGGUUGUACCAAGCUUGCUUCUUUCCUUGUGAGUUGCUAGCAGAUGCAAAGCCUGAUCCAGUCCCAGAAUACUUUGCUCCCUGUCUCUGCCCCCUGCUUUGAGCAUCUGGGGAAGGGAGAGGUUUGCAAAUGGGAUGGGGCUGCGGGGAGGAUGCUCACAUUCCUUCUCCCUGCACCCCCAACCAGGUCUUUAAUGCAGAAAGGCCAGGAACAGGGCCAUGACAAGACAGAACACCCCCGCCUUUCUCUCUGGUUGGUGUAUCCACACACACAAACACACAUCACACCUGGCUGCCAACUUGCUUCCUCUCCCUGUUUUCUGCACAAAGGAGGGAAACCUUCGUGUGGAAGCACAGGUGAGGUUUUGGUUGCCCACUCUUCCUUACCUCUGCCUGAAAGGCCUUUCUAUGGGUAUCAGACUUCUUUUUUUAAAAGAUGGUAUGAGUGGACUGCGGAGUAGAUCAAAACAUUUUUCUUGUGGGCUACAUAUUCCAAAUUUGGGAAGUUGUAGUUCAGAACAAAAAAAAAAAGGGGGGGGUUUAAACUCUAGUCUGGGUUGGAGAAGGAAAAUAAUGGAAGACAGGUGCCUUCUCUACAAGCAACUUCCCCUUCCUGCGUAUAGAACUUGCACCAUCCUUCUCCAGAGAGGAACAACCUCUGGUCCCAGGCAGCAUUUAGUGGGGCACAUGGGUUUUCUCCUGAAUUCUCCAGAGAGCAUUGCCUACCUGUCCAAUGCCAUAGGCCUCCUCUUCCUUUGCAAUGCUUCUCUUUUCCUUUGUGUGCCUGGGAGAAGAGCGGAAGUGCUGAGCUCUCACCAGAAACACCUCCUUUUGACCAAGGCCAGGGCUGAGGCUACUAUAGGGCUUGCUUGCGUGAUAAGAGGGGGAAAGGGGCCACUGCCUGCCCCAGCGCCAUACUACCUGCUCAACUGUUUUAAUGGGGCCUACCCAGUCACUGAUGAGAGAAGCCCCACCAGGCUGUCACUAUCUGUCUUUGCCCCCCACAGCUAAGUGGAUGGGACAACACCCACAAAAUGCAACAUUAGCUGGUCAUGCUGCCAGUGAGGACACAAUGCCUUUUGGGGAGGGCCAGGACCCAAUGGCUCCCCUUGUCCCCCGCCUCAGUAGCAGGGAGCGGCUCCUCUUCGAAGCUGGAGUUUUAUCUUUAAAAAGAUGUUGAUUCUAUAUAUAAAUAAAAAAGACUACAGAUUA